AAAAAUAGAAUUCUUAUCCUUCAUUCAGAAACUUGCCGAUUAGUUGUGAAAUGUAUUUUAGAAUACUCUAAAUGUGUAUCUGGGUUUUCGGAUUCACUAACAGAUUCGAACGGUCAAUCAAAGAAUUGGUGUCUGAAUAAAAUAAAUUCUUUAUUCUUUCGCCAUAAUCCUUCUUAUAAUCGUGACAAUGCCUCAGAGUAUAUAGCUAGAUCAUGCGGCGUUGGAAAUUAUGAAUUACAAAAGAUUAUUGUCACAGAGUCUGCUACCGUAAUCAGGGAAUUUUUGGAAACAAUAAUAACAAAAUCAUUAGUAAUGCCGUCCCAAUAUUUCAUUAAAAUCUCUGAACAAUUUCUAUCACUUUUGAAUGAUUCGUCAAUGUCGGAAAUGGCAGAUCUUAUAAUUCGAUCAGCAACAUAUCGAGCAUUGCAUGUAACAUCGUACACAGAAAAUUGUGAGGUGUUAUCAUGCGAAUUUGUUGAAAAAGUAGUAUUUUCAGAAUCAAUAUUUGAUAAACUUAGUACUGAAGCGAAUUUAUGGGCAGCUUGUCCCUUUGCCGUUGAGCACGAGGUCAUGAAAAUUUUUGGAAAUAUACUAUUUUCCAGGGAAAAAGAAUAUAUUGCACCACGAAAAAUAAAGGAAGUCAUGCGAAAUGAAUUUUUGUUUCAAAGGAUGAUAGUACAUUCAAGGAUUUGCCAUCUAUUCUUUGAUAUUUUGACAAAGUUGGUUAUCGAGUCUCCAGAUUGGCGAAUUCUUCGCCUUAUAGG
Molecule: messenger RNA, 764 nt
Organism: Racocetra persica
Lineage: Eukaryota; Fungi; Glomeromycota; Glomeromycetes; Diversisporales; Gigasporaceae
Source: the annotation of a GenBank genome assembly